CUCCCCUCGGGCCUAAGGCGGCAGCUCCGGCCAAGGGCAUCGCGGUGCUGCGGCGGGAGCCCCGGGCGGCGCUCGGACGGCGGCACGGACGGCGCUCCGCGCUGCGUCAGCGCGCCCGGCACGGGCCCGGCGUGACCCCCGAGCGCCCCGAGCUCGGCUGGCGCUGUCGGUGGGGCGGCGUUCGGAGGGCCUCGGCCGGGCUGCCGAGAAACGGUUUCCUAUCGGGAAGGGGCUUUUGCUGUCGGGUGCGCAGCGCAGCGCCGGGCUCCCUGCGCGCGGCUGGAAGCGAAUGUCAUCCGCCGUGAAAAACGAGGAGGAAAGAAUCCGAGGAGGAGCGAAUCCGAAGAUACGCAGGCUGGCGGGUUGCUGUUUAUUAUUUAGCUGGGGCCGGCUUAUUCUCCGCGUCCCUUUCCCUGCGGAUCGCUCGUUUGCUCAGAGGUGUCAUCAGGACGGGGAUGAGGGAAGCGGAGCUGUGGGAUCGGCGGUGCCGUGCGUGGAAAAGUGCUGCAGAAGUUGGUGACCUUAUGGAAGGGGAACUUUAUUCUGCUCUCAAGGAGGAAGAGGCCUCUGAGUCAGUUUCAAGUACGAACUUUAGUGGUGAAAUGCAUUUCUAUGAGCUUGUAGAAGACACAAAAGAUGGGAUCUGGCUGGUACAGGUCAUAGCAAACGACAGAAGUCCACUGGUGGGUAAAGUCCACUGGGAGAAAAUGGUGAAGAAAGUAUCGAGAUUCGGCAUACGUACUGGCACUUUCAACUGUUCCAGUGACCCCAGAUACUGCAGGAGGAGGGGCUGGCUGAAAUCCACCCUCAUUAUGUCAGUUCCACAAACCAGCACCUCCAAGGGAAAAGUAAUGCUUAAAGAAUACAACGGGCGCAAAAUUGAAGUGGAGCACAUUUUCAAAUGGAUCACAGCCCACGCUGCUUCUCGGAUCAAAACCAUUUACAACUCUGAACAUUUAAGAGAAGAGUGGAACAGAAGUGACCAGUACCGUGUGAAAAUAUACUUAUUUGCCAGCCUCGACCAGCCUCCAGCCUUCUUCUCUGCACUAAGUGUAAAGUUUACCGGGAGAGUAGAGUUUAUUUUUGUGAACGUGGAAAACUGGGACAAUAAAAGUUACAUGGCAGAAAUUGGUAUCUACAAGACACCAUCCUACAUACUUAGGACUCCUGAAGGUAUUUACAGGUAUGGAAGUAAUGCUGGUGAAUUUAUAUCACUGCGUGCCAUGGAUUCCUUUUUGCGCUCGUUGCAACCAGAAGUUAAUGAUUUAUUUGUUCUAAGCUUAGUUUUGGUUAAUCUGAUGGCUUGGAUGGACCUGUUCAUUACGCAAGGCGCUACUAUAAAGCGUUUUGUGGUUCUUAUAAGCACUUUAGGGACGUAUAAUUCACUACUAAUUAUUUCCUGGCUACCCGUCUUGGGUUUUUUGCAGCUACCUUACUUAGACAGCUUUUACGAGUACAGUUUAAAACUCUUCAGGUAUUCUAACACAACUACCUUGGCUUCUUGGGUAAGAGCCGACUGGAUGUUCUACUCUUCACACCCAGCGCUCUUCCUCAGCACAUACCUUGGCCAUGGUUUACUGAUUGAUUACUUUGAGAAGAAGAGAAGACGCAAUAACAACAAUGAUGAAGUCAAUGCUAACAAUCUAGAGUGGCUCUCAAGCCUGUGGGACUGGUACACCAGCUACUUGUUUCAUCCUAUUGCUUCCUUUCAACACUUCCCUUUUGACUCGGAUUGGGACGAAGACCCAGAUCUGUUCUUGGAGCGUUUGGCCUUUCCCGAUCUCUGGCUUCACCCUCUGAUACCAACAGAUUAUAUCAAAAACUUACCAAUGUGGAGGUUUAAAUGCCUCGGCAUCCAUUCGGAUGAGGAAAUGCUGGAAACCCUUCAAGACAGCGAAAGUGACUCUGACAGUGAGAACAGAGAGGUCUUCAACAGUGAAAAAGACAUCUCGGAGGAAGAUGAGCCAAAUACAUUUCAUAGGCCCAGGGCAGGAGAGCCUCACUGCCGUGCCGACAGCUGUUCGUGUGCCAGUACAUGUUGUCACAAGGAGCCUUGUGAACGGAAAGCGAGGUCGUACGGGUCGUACAGCACCACAGACGAGCCAGAUUGGUCAGCGUGGCCCCCUGAGAUGUUGCACUGUACGGAAUGCGUGGUGUGUCUCGAAAACUUCGAGAGGGGCUGCCUGCUCAUGGGCUUGCCGUGCGGCCACGUGUUCCACCAGAAUUGCAUUGUGAUGUGGCUGGCAGGCGGGCGGCACUGCUGCCCCGUCUGCAGGUGGGCUUCUUACAAAAAAAAGCAGCCAUUCACGCAACCACAGCCUUUGUCCAACGAUGCCCCGUCUUAGCCGUGUGUCCGUGUCCUUUGUCAGCUUUCAGGAUAUUACUGCUUGCCUUUUAAAUGUUAGUCACUUAAAAGAUUACGUGGUUUGAAGUUUUAGUUUAAAUGUUAGUGCAGUGAACUAAAAUAUACACGAUGCUAACGUUAAUGGCAGAGUUAUUUGGUUGCCUUGUGUGUUGAACUGAAUGCAUUCUUACCGUACAAUAACUUCUUUCUUUUCAUCAUCCUGAAACUCAAUGCUGUUUUCGUAAGCACAAAAUCAAACCUCCACCAGAAGCGUAUCCCAGCAAACGUUUACAAGUGAGGAUAUGGGGGGAAUCUAAAUUCUAACCGGAGAUGAUUGCUUAAUUUAAGUGUUUCUUAUUUUAGAGUCUGUUCAGCACAUCCUUGUUGAAUAAUGUACGUUGUAAGACAGUACCGUUUAAAAAGAGAUACGUGAAAUAAAUUAUUUUAAAAGGAGAUUUGUAAUGUUAAUUGUUUUGAUAAAUAUUUUGUGUGUAUAGUUACAGAUGUCUUGCUGGUCUGAUUUAUCUGUAAAGACAAUAAAAAUAUAACACAACUUUUGUGACUAAUAAAUAAUCUCUAGGGAUGCUGGAAUUCGUUUCUGUACUGUGAAGGUAACUGUGGUGUCCCUGUGCAUUGCAGGGGAGUUGGAAUAGAUGGCCUUCAGAGAUCCCUUCCAACUCGAAGGACUCUGUGAUUCAAUGAACCACCGGCCAAGCAGAAGGCAGUGGUGUCUCACUGAGGUUCUCUGCUUGAUCAGGGGUUUCCUAAUUGAUCGCAGAUUGCUUUCUCAGACCCUCUUCCUUACCAGAUGUCUCUCCAGUAUCUCAUCUGCAGUCUUCUAGGAAGGCUUCAUGGUCUCCAGUCUCAAAGCAAACCAUCAUGAAGCAGCAGAAUGCCAUGGAGUGACUUGAGCACCCUGUUAAGGUAGAACAUUCCAGAUUCCAGGUAGGUGUUCUGCAGUGAUUUCUGAUUGCCUGGAGAAGAGCGACGGCUGUUUUAUGUCAUGGUUUGAUGCCAUGGGGGAGAAAUGGGGUCUGGUUUCUUUGUAUUUCAGUAAGAAAUUGUGCCUUUGGUCAUGCCUUUCAGGAAUCAUCUGACUGCAAAUUCAAUGAGGAAGUUUUUCUUUAUCUCUUCCCCAGUUCUUGCCCAUGUGGUACAAAAGGAGGACAAUUAACGAAGACAGUAGAAAGCAUAAACGCAGGUCCCACUUGCAGUUCUGAUCCAUCUCUUUACUGUGCCUCUAGAGACAUUUGGGACGUGAGUGCUCACAAAGCCGUUUGGCACUGUUUUAUCCAUGCAGGGGACCUGGACACGUUUGCUUUAUCACCAAAUGUUUCACACCUCCCAUCAGCAGGUGUCAUCACAGGAGGACACUCCUAAUAAUCAGACGAGCUGUUUUGAACAGCGAGUGCUUCUUUUCUCAUACCCUAUCGCAGCGUUGAAGUCAUGAGGUAGAAGGAGUAUCACCAGCCCUGUUGUACUGCAGAAAGUGUUUUUAUUCCAGCAGAGGGCUGUCAGUUCAUGUCCUUCAUCCCUUGUUACUGAGGCAGAGCGGUGGAAAGGCACAAUGAGGGCACAGAGCGUGUCAGCUUGCAGUGCACGAAGCACCAUCACACUGAGCCGUGUGCUUACUGUAAGCAGCUCCCAGCCUGCCUGUAUUGCUGCACAGCACUUGGGUGGUUUGCUGAGCACCACGAGGGCACGUUGGUACGGCGCCGUGUCCUCGGGGCACCGCGUGCUGCUGGAAAGCCAACCCCAGCACACAGCCCCUGCCAGGCAGCGCUGCUGGGUGCUGGGUCGUCUGUAUUUGUGAGCUGCUGUGCACACCUGUUCCAGCUGAAGACUUUUAAUGACCUCGCUUGCUCUCCUGAUCCAAUUCUUCUGAUAAAUGACAGAAAGUGCUGCUUAAUUAGCAGAAGAGCCACAGAGGGCACUUCCAUAUGUGCAGAUAAUUACGGCCAGCGGAUGGGAAUGACUGAAGGGUUUGUCCCCCUGUGCCUGUGAACCCGCGUUACAUUAAUUGCUGUGAUCCAGAACCUGCUGGAUGCAUCUGCUUCCAAAUCCACAGCAGCUGUCCUGGUGGUCCCUGCAGGACAGAGAAAGCAGCAUUGUGUCUUUAUAUUAGGAAACGCUCGUGUCCUGUCUGCAGAGGCAUCCAGCGGGAGCUUACUGUGAGCACAGGAUCUCAGCCUUCCCCCAAACAGUAAAAGUGGGGAGCAGAGAAAAGGCCAGGCCCAGAGCAAGGCUGGCAGUGGCACUGUGAGUGUGCACGGCCCGCUGGCUGCCUGGUGCCAGCACUGCUACGCUGCCCUCAGGCACGGGGCUGCUGAGCACACUUUCAGUCGCAGCUGCUUUUCCUGCUCUGUUCCCAGAGGAGAAGCUCUCCUUUCCAAAGCGUCCUCAGAUCUGCUUUCAUUCUGCUCUAGGUUUUGGAUGAGGGAAAAAAAGACAAAGGUGAACCGUCCGCUUCUGUGACCGCGAUUGAAAUGGCUUUCUGUGGGAACUGGAAAACAAUCACGGAAUCAUAGAACCAUGGAAUGGCCUGGGUUGAAAAGGACCGCAGUGAAUAUCUAGUUUCAACCACCUGCU
Phasianus colchicus (ring-necked pheasant) is the source of this 4933-nucleotide messenger RNA. NCBI's taxonomy places the organism in Eukaryota, Metazoa, Chordata, Aves, Galliformes, Phasianidae. The record is from RefSeq and is a predicted model, not a curated record.